AUGGAAGCAAAUACUUUGAACCUGUACGAUGAUGACUAUUUGAGUGUUGAAGACAUGAUGGCUGAGAAUGAAGAUCAUCAGGAGAUUCAGGAUGCACAAGGUGAUUAUGUAACCAGUCCUGCUAAGACCAGAGGUAACAAACGUAGACACUCGACAUGUUGGAAGAAUUUUAGUAUUGUAGGAGAUAGGUUGCCGGAUGGAACUCAUAAUGUUAAGUGCAAUCAUUGCAAUCAACCCUACAACUUAGAUCUAAGUAGGAAUGGAACUAAUACUAUGCUGCGACAUUCGAAACGGUGUUCGAAGACUCCUGGAUGUACACCUGGAAGUAAUAAGAAGCUGGAUAUGAUUUCCUUCCGUGAAAUGAUGACGAUUGCAAUAGUUGAGCAUAAUCUGUCGUGCCAGUUUGUUGAGUAUAGAAGGAAGGAGAAAGCCAAUCUUAGGAAGGUGUUGAGUGAAGUUCCUGGUAGGAUCAGCUUCACUACUGAUCUUUGGAGAGCAAUCACGGUAGAGGGUUACUUGUGUCUGACAGCUCACUAUCUUGAUGCAAACGGGAAGCUACACGCGAAGAUAGUGGAGUUUUGUGCGUUUCCUCCACCUCACACUAGUGCAAGCAUUGCUAUGAAGUUAAUGGAGAUACUGAAAGAAUGGGGCUUAGAAAAGAAGGCGUUUACAGUAACGGUGGACAACGCUACCGCCAAUGAUAACAUGCAAGUGUUUCUAAAGAGACAGCUUCGCAAAAAUCUGGCGUUGAUUGGUGAAGCUUUAGAGAAGAUUAGGGACAGUGUGAAGUUUGUAAAAAGUUCAGAGACUAUGGAAAAGAUGUUUGAAACUUGUGUGGAAACUGUUGGGAUUCAGAAUCAGAAUAAGGCUGGUCUUAUUUUGGAUGUGUCAACGAGGUGGAACUCGACCUUCAACAUGUUGUCUAGAGCUAUUGAGUUUAAGGAUGCAUUGCGCAAUCUCUCUGAAGUUGAGCCAAGCUACAAGUGUAAUCCUUCAGAUUUGGAAUGGUCAAGAGGAGCACUCAUCAAAGAGUUUUUGUUUCCAUUUGCUAAGAUGACAAAACUGGUUUCAGGCUCCAAAUACCCUACAGCGAACCUCUACUUCAUGCAGGUGUGGAAAAUAGAGAGUUGGCUGAGACAUCAUGCGACUUCAGAAGAUGAUACAAUAUGUGAGAUAGUGAAGAUCAUGAGGGUAAAAUUCGAUAAAUACUGGGAUGACUACAGUGAUAUAUUAGCAAUUGUUGCGGUCUUGGAUCCGAGGUUGAAGUUCAAGUGCUUAGAAUAUUGCUAUACCACUUUAAACCCAUCUACAAGCAAAGCUAAAAUGGAUCACAUCCGUAAGAAGAUGGAAAAGCUGUUUGGAGUGUAUAAGAAGAAUACUAAGGCCACUACUACAACCGCUUCAGCAACAACAAUGGAGAACAGUCUACCAGUCGGAUAUGGUGGGUUUUAUGCAUUCAUUACUCAAAAUGCAGGAGAAGGGAAAUCAGCUUUAGAUGUCUACUUGGCUGAACCGCCCAUGGAUUACUCUGCCUUUUCGAAGCUAGAUGACUUAAAAUACUGGAAAAACAAUAAAUCCCGGUUUAAGUAG
Messenger RNA from Brassica oleracea var. oleracea, 1590 nucleotides. Its product is annotated as zinc finger BED domain-containing protein DAYSLEEPER-like. Lineage: Eukaryota; Viridiplantae; Streptophyta; Magnoliopsida; Brassicales; Brassicaceae. The record is from RefSeq and is a predicted model, not a curated record. The coding region runs from base 1 to 1590 and encodes 529 amino acids. The transcript is spliced from 4 exons. Gene Ontology annotation, molecular function: DNA binding.